AUGAAAGACCCAUUUCCUUUGCCGCCUAGUGUAUGGCUAUCCGAGAAGAUACAGCCUUUCGCCGACUACUUCGAUCUCCCAACUCUGCCACUGCACGUUCACGAAGUCUUCGCCGCUGCGCUGCUAUACUCCGUCAUCUUCUGGCCAAUCUCGCCAUGGAUCUCAAAUCUGCUAGCUCCGGAUCAUUACUCCAAGCUGUCCCGCAAGCGACGUCUCAACUGGGAUGCUCACGUUGUUUCCAUGGUCCAGAGCUGUUUGAUCAACGCUCUGGCUAUAUGGGUCAUGUUUGCCGACACCGAGAUGGGCAACAUGGCCUGGGAAGAGCGCAUUUGGGGUUAUACUGGGGGCGCUGGCUUUAUCCAGGCCCUUGCUGCUGGAUACUUUCUCUGGGAUCUCGUCGUUACCAGUCUGAACUUCGAUGUCUUUGGCAUUGGAACACUCGCGCAUGCGAUUGCUGCGCUGCUUGUGUACUCACUGGGAUUUCGCCCUUUUCUCAACCACUACGCCUGCGUAUUCAUCCUUUGGGAGCUGUCUACCCCGUUCCUCAAUGUUCAUUGGUUCAUGGAUAAGCUCAACAUGACUGGUACAAAGGCACAGCUGUACAACGGCAUCAUGCUCCUAUUCACAUUCUUCUCCUGCCGGCUUGUGUACGGAACAUAUUCUUCCUUCCGUGUCUACCGCGACGUGUGGGCUGCCAUCAACGUAAACCCUGACACAGAGGCUCUCAUGAUGCCCACUAUGUCGUUCGCUCACCCAGACUCCACAGUACCUCUGUGGAUUGGAGUUGCGUAUCUGGCAAGCAACGUCACGUUGAACAGUCUCAACUUUUACUGGUUCUUCAUGAUGGUUCGCGCUGUCCGAAAGCGCUUCGACCCGGUUUCCGAGCCACAGGAAAAGGUUGAGGAAAGCCCUAUUACCGAGGCCGAGAUUGACUUCUCCUCUGUGGCAACAGGGCCAUCCAAGGCCAGUGGCGGUCGUCGACGAAAGGCUUGA
Fusarium graminearum PH-1 is the source of this 993-nucleotide messenger RNA. RefSeq lists its product as uncharacterized. Bases 1 to 993 code for a protein of 330 amino acids. Gene Ontology annotation, biological process: lipid homeostasis. Gene Ontology annotation, cellular component: endoplasmic reticulum; membrane. The transcript is spliced from 2 exons. The record is from RefSeq and is a predicted model, not a curated record. NCBI's taxonomy places the organism in Eukaryota, Fungi, Ascomycota, Sordariomycetes, Hypocreales, Nectriaceae.